Enterobius vermicularis (human pinworm) is the source of this 1302-nucleotide messenger RNA. NCBI's taxonomy places the organism in Eukaryota, Metazoa, Nematoda, Chromadorea, Rhabditida, Oxyuridae. The record is from the annotation of a GenBank genome assembly.
AUGGAAACAGAAGAUGCUCACUUGGCUCUUUUUAAUCGUCAGCCUCACCUUCUAAAGUUCUGGGACAACUUAUCUCAAGAACAGCGCGAAUUUUUAAUUGCGCAGUACAGAGCCAUUGAUGUUGAUGAUGCCAUUGAGAACUUUAAACUUUCUGCUGUUCAACCAGAGUUACGCGGGAUAGACAGCAUUGAGGAGAGCCGGUGUUCUGCCGCUGAGAAACUUAAUGCAACCGACCUUUCUCGUUAUUGGGAAAAAGGUUUAAAGGCGAUUGCGGAGGGUAAAGUUGCAGUAGUAGUCUUAGCUGGUGGACAGGCAAGUCGUUUAGGAGCUACUUCACCCAAAGGAAUGCUCAGUAUUGGUAUUAAAAGUUGCGAUUCACUCUUUGAGCUGCAAGCUGCCCGCAUUGCUCGUUUACAACAUCUUGCUGAGAGGGAAUUUCCCGGAAGAAAAGGUGUCAUUCAAUGGCUUGUAAUGACAAGUGAUCACACAAAAGAAGAAACUACUGAGCAUUUUAAAAAAAUUAUUUCAAAAUUUGGUCUUUCUAUGGACCAAGUUACUAUAUUUAAACAAGGAAAGAUGCCUUGCUUUGACUUGGAGGGAAAUUUUAUUCUCGCUGACAAAGGCAAAAUAGCACUAGCUCCAGAUGGAAACGGAGGACUUUAUGCAGCAAUUGAGCCUUACUUGGAAAAACUGCACUCCUUGGGUACGAAGUACUUUCAUGUUUACUGCGUUGACAAUAUUUUAUGUCGGGUAGCUGAUCCUCAUUUUCUUGGUUUCUGCAUUGAAAAUAAUGCUGAUUGUGCUGCUAAAGCGGUAGAAAAAACAGAUCCUAAUGAAGCAGUUGGUGUGAUAUGUCGUGUUGAUGGGAAAGUUAAGGUUGUAGAAUAUUCAGAAUUGGACCAGUCUCUCGCAGAGAAAAGGUUACCGGAUGGGCUGUGCACUAAAGAGUGCAGGCUUUCAUUCCACAGAGCUUCUAAAAAAAUCCCCUACGUAAAUGACAGUGGAAUCGUUGUGAAGCCAAAUUACCCAAACGGAGUAAAGAAUUUUUUUGUUUGGGAAGUUUCUCGAGGUAAAGAGUUCAGUCCGCUGAAGAACGCCGACAGUGUAGGAAAAGACUGCUUGAAGACAUGCAAAAGAGAUUUACAGGCUGAGCAUCGUCGAUGGUUGGCUAAAGCUGGAGCUAUAAUAGAAGGAGAUGGACACAUUUUUAUUCAUCCAUUGAAAUCUUACAUUGGAGAGGACCUUGAAGAAUUUAAAGGACAACAUUUAAGUACUCCUUUAAUCUUGGCACCAGAAGAGUGA